AUGGCUCUUAUGGGAGAUCUUCUCCUCCAGGCUCCCAGCACGGUGACAUUGCUGGGGGCUGUGCUGUUUCUGCUGGUCCUCUACCUCUUCUUCUCUGGUUCCAACUCUGAGGAACAGGGGAAGGAGCCUCCAGGACCCAGGCCACUGCCCCUGCUUGGUAACAUGCUCCAGCUGGAUCUCAAGGAGCCCUAUCACACUCUCUGUGAGGUAACAAGAAGUCCUGCGUUGCUUUCAGAGAACCAUGUUGAGGUUGUUGAUAUGAUCUGUGAGAUUUUAUCUGUUUCAUCUCACUUUUAUAGUUUUCUUGCUAUUUCACCAGGUUUGAAAAGUUUAGUAAGCAAACUGAUAUAAUGGACUUCCGCACAUUGUACAUGCUUUUAGCUGGUUAAUGUUGUUUAAUGUUCGAUUCUUCAGUGUAUUUCAAUGGAUAUGUCCUGCCCAAGUAGCCUGGUCACAUAUCUGUUUUUUGUUGGGACCAGGCUAUGGUCAAAAUACUUUGUGAUGGUGACCAAAGCAUUGCAAGCAAAGAGAUGAGAGGCCACUUUAGCCACUUUAGAAUAUUGGAGAUGCACCCUAGAAAUAUCCCUUCAGUAUUUAAACCCAGGUCUCACCUCAACUGUAAACCAUUGUUUUCAGGCUGUUUCUGGACUGAAACUUGUUUAACAAGCCAUAUGUGAUGUCCAGUUUUGUGCUUAUUCAUAUAUCAUUACGAGACAUAACUGAGUCUAUGGUAUACUUUAUGUAUGCUUUAUCUGUCCAGCUUUCCAAGAAAUACGGCUCCAUCUUCACGGUUCACUUUGGACCCAAGAAAGUGGUUGUUCUGGCAGGAUACAAGACGGUCAAGCAGGCACUGGUCAACCAGGCAGAGGACUUUGGGGACAGGGACAUCACUCCUGUGCUCAGUGAACUAAACCAUGGACAUGGUAAUGAUAUUACUUAUUCUGGCUAUGUCACAUUCUUAAAGGGAUAGUUCACCCAAAUUACAAAAUCAUAUUGGGUUUCCUUACCCUGUAAGCAGUCUAUGGACAAGCUAAGACAACAAUCCAUGCUUUAGUUUUGUUUACCUGGCCACAACAGCUAACAGCUAAUCCAGUACAAGUCAAUAUCCCCACAUAUUAGCUUGUUUUGCGUUUUAUGUCCAAAUCAUCUUAAAGUAAUUGUCCAGUGUUUCCAGAUAUCUAUGAAAUAUAACCGAAAAUGUGUUACAAUAUGAGUGACAUAUUCUUCCUUCCAAAACAAUUGUAAUUGAGUAUGUUAAAAAUAAGCUUUUCUGUGUUGGAAUGGUGUGGGCGUACCACAACAGAAUCGUGUGGGCUUAUACCAGUCCUAAAACAUAUUAAUGUGAGUAGACGACUGAUUGGUCAGCUCAUCCUCGUCAAGAGGAUGACAUCCUAUAUGAGGAAAUAGCAAGCAUUUUUUAUAAUAAUAAUAAUAAUAUGCCAUUUAGCAGACGCUUUUAUCCAAAGCGACUUACAGUCAUGCGUGCAUACAUUUUUUUUUGUGUGUAUUUUUAAAUAGUCUGUUUGAGAUAAAAGUUGUAGUGUUUUUUUCUCCAAUUUAUGUUUGGCCACAAAAGGAGGAGUCAACAACAUUAUGUGGGUAUAAGUUAACAGAAUAUUAACUUUUAAAAGUGAGAUUUUCACUGGACAGUUACUUUAAAGCUGCAAUAUGUAACUUUUUGGGCGACCUUACCAAAUUCACAUAGAAAUGUGAGUUAUAGAUAUGCUAUUCGCGUUGAAAGCAAUUGUAAGAAGCGGUAGAUCUGUUCUACAGUGGGGAAAAAAAGUAUUUAGUCAGCCACCAAUUGUGCAAGUUCUCCCACUUAAAAAGAUGAGAGGCCUGUAAUUUUCAUCAUAGGUACACGUCAACUAUGACAGACAAAAUGAGAAAGAAAAAUCCAGAAAAUCACAUUGUAGGAUUUUUAAUGAAUUUAUUUGCAAAUUAUGGUGGGAAAUAAGUAUUUGGUCACCUACAAACAAGCAAGAUUUCUGGCUCUCACAGACCUGUAACUUCUUCUUUAAGAGGCUCCUCUGUCCUCCACUCGUUACCUGUAUUAAUGGCACCUGUUUGAACUUGUUAUCAGUAUAAAAGACACCUGUCCACAACCUCAAACAGUCACACUCCAAACUCCACUAUGGCCAAGACCAAAGAGCUGUCAAAGGACACCAGAAACAAAAUUGUAGACCUGCACCAGUCUGGGAAGACUGAAUCUGCAAUAGGUAAGCAGCUUGGUUUGAAGAAAUCAACUGUGGGAGCAAUUAUUAGGAAAUGGAAGACAUACAAGACCACUGAUAAUCUCCCUCGAUCUGGGGCUCCACGCAAGAUCUCACCCUGUGGGGUCAAAAUGAUCACAAGAACGGUGAGCAAAAAUCCCAGAACCACACGGGGGGACCUAGUGAAUGACCUGCAGAGAGCUGGGACCAAAGUAACAAAGCCUACCAUCAGUAACACACUACGCCGCCAGGGACUCAAAUCCUGCAGUGCCAGACGUGUCCCCCUGCUUAAGCCAGUACAUGUCCAGGCCCAUCUGAAGUUUGCUAGAGUGCAUUUGGAUGAUCCAGAAGAGGAUUGGGAGAAUGUCAUAUGGUCAGAUGAAACCAAAAUAUAACUUUUUGGUAAAAACUCAGCUCGUCGUGUUUGGUGGACAAAGAAUGCUGAGUUGCAUCCAAAGAACACCAUACCUACUGUGAAGCAUGGGGGUGGAAACAUCAUGCUUUGGGGCUGUUUUUCUGCAAAGGGACCAGGACGACUGAUCCGUGUAAAGGAAAGAAUGAAUGGGGCCAUGUAUCGUGAGAUUUUGAGUGAAAACCUCCUUCCAUCAGCAAGGGCAUUGAAGAUGAAACGUGGCUGGAUCUUUCAGCAUGACAAUGAUCCCAAACACACCGCCCGGGCAACGAAGGAGUGGCUUCGUAAGAAGCAUUUCUAGGUCCUGGAGUGGCCUAGCCAGUCUCCAGAUCUCAACACAUAGAAAAUCUUUGGAGGGAGUUGAAAGUCUGUGUUGCCCAGCGACAGCCCCAAAACAUCACUGCUCUAGAGGAGAUCUGCAUGGAGGAAUGGGCCAAAAUACCAGCAACAGUGUGUGAAAACCUUGUGAAGACUUACAGAAAACGUUUGACCUGUGUCAUUGCCAACAAAGGGUAUAUAACAAAGUAUUGAGAAACUUUUGUUAUUGACCAAAUACUUAUUUUCCACCAUAAUUUGCAAAUAAAUUCAUUAAAAAUCCUACAAUGUGAUUUUCUGGAUUUUUUUUUCUCAUUUUGUCUGUCAUAGUUGACGUGUGUACCUAUGAUGAAAAUUACAGGCCUCUCUCAUCUUUUUAAGUGGGAGAACUUACACAAUUGGUGGCUGACUAAAUACUUUUUUCCCCCACUGUAUGUGGUCUAUUUCUAUGCUUCCCAUUCUUAAAUUUCUUUUUAAAGCAACUUUAUUGAGCUACACAAUCAAUUGCAGACACUUUGAGAUUAUUUGGAUAUGAAAUGCAUUACUAGCUCUUAAAAGUCUUAUUCUAGCCUGGUGGAACCAGCCUGAUUGCUGCAUUCACCAUUCUGUUUUACUGCAUGUAUCAGCCUGGCCUUUCUCCAAUAGAUGACAAAAUUACUUUUCCAAUCAGCGCCCUCUCAGAAACAGUGGUUGGGUUUAGGACAAAAACCAAUGUUGCCAAAUACUAUGCUUGAAUUAGGCUGUCCUCUGAUUGGUUGAAAGUGAUCCAAUCGCUAACAAUUUAGUUCUGAAUUAUAGAUAUUUUAGACUGUAGGUUCAAACAGUUUCAAUGAGAAGGAAUGGCAGACUGAUACUUGAGGCUAAAUAGAAUGGUGAAUGUAGAGAUCUGCCUGGUUCCACAAGUCCAUCAAAGGUUUUUAUUCUAAUCCUCUGCAAAUAAUAUAAAUGUCUAUGAUUACUUAGAAUUUACAGAUGAUCAUGACCAGAAAGGGCGCAUAGAUAAUUUGGCAGAUUAUUCAUUUUCUUGGUACAUGUUAAUUAUUAUGAAUGAAUCAAUUAAUUAUGAAAUGGCAUAUUAUUGUGAAUAUCUAUAUUAUUUAUUAUUGUUAUUGUUAUAUUAUUACACUUUAAAUUGUCAUAGAAACAAACUACCUUCUUUACAGGGAUUCUGUUUGCCAAUGGAGACUCAUGGAAAGAGAUGAGGCGCUUUGCCCUGACGAACCUUAGAGACUUUGGGAUGGGCAACAAAGGGAGUGAAGACAAAAUCUUAGAGGAAAUCCCUUAUCUGAUUGAAGUGUUUGAAAAACAUGACGGUAAGAGCAAUAUAGGUAUCUCUACACUGUAGUAGUAGAAGUAGCAUGAUGUAUUUAUAGGUGAUGUGUAGGCCUAAUUGCCUGGUUAAAAAUCUGGCUAUUCUUAACCAUAUUAUUAGUAAACAGCUAUUUGGCUUUCUAUGUGAUCGUGUGGGUUCUGGAAAGCUUAUUUUGCAAUUGAUUUCAAUGUUUUGUCUAUCACAGGUCAGGCAUUUGACACCACCCAGCCUGUGAUUUAUGCCGUCUCCAACAUAAUCUCGGCCAUUGUCUAUGGCAGCAGGUUUGAAUACACUGACCCCCUAUUCACAGGCAUGGCAGAUAGGGCCAAUGAGAGUAUACACCUUGCAGGCUCCGCAUCAAUUCAGGUACAGUCUGCUCAUUCAGGCCAUUCUGUUUUUACUGUAUUUUCUAAAUAAAUAAUGGCUGUCUCAGUGCAAUCAAUACAACUAGGAAACAGAAUACCUGUUAGGAAUUACAUUUACAGUCAUUUAGCAGACGCUCUUAUCCAGAGCGACUUACAGUUAGUGAGUGCAUACAUUAUUUUUUAUACUGGCCCCCCAUGGGAAUCGAACCCACAACCCUGGUGUUGCAAACGCCAUGCUCUACCAACUGAGCUACAUCCCCUGCCGGCCAUUCCCUCCCUUCAACUUCAGGGCAAUCAAUAAAACUAAGGGGGGGAAAUGAAAACAUUUCCCCCUGCCCUGCAGAUGGCUAAUAGAGGACUAUUAAAGGCCCAGUAUCCUACUUUUGUGAAAAAAUGUGGCAUACUUUUAAAAUAUACACUACCAUUCAAAAGUUUGGGGUCACUUAGAGAUUUCAUUGUUUUCCAUGAAAACAUACAUGAAAUGAGUUUGAAUGGGAAAUAUAGCGAAAUGAAUAGGAAUUGUAGUCAUUGACAAGGUUAGAAAUAAUGAUUUUUAAUUGAAAUAAUAAUUGUGUCCUUCAAACUUUGCUUUCGUCAAAGAAUCCUCCAUUUGCAGAAAUUACAGCCUUGCAGACCUUUGACAUUCUAGUUGUCAAUUUGUUGAGGUAAUCUGAAGAUAUUUCACCCCAUGCUUCCUGAAGCACCUCCCACAAGUUGGAUUGGCUUGAUGGGCACUUCUUACGUACCAUACGGUCAAGCUGCUCCCACAACAGCUCAAUAGGGUUGGGAUCCGGUGACUGUGCUGGCCACUCCAUUAUAGACAGAAUAUCAGCUGCUUCCCUAAAUAGUUCUUGCAUAGUUUGGAGCUGUGCUUUGGGUCAUUGUCCUGUUGUAAGAGGAAAUUGGCUCCAAUCAAGCGCGGUCCACAGGUUAUGAAGUUGCAAAAUGGAGUGAUAGCCUUCCUUCUUCAAGAUCCCUUUUACCCUGUACAAAUCUCUCACUUUACCACCACCAAAGCACCCCCAGACCAUCACAUUGCCUCCACCAUGCUUGACAGAUGGCAUCAAGCACUCCUCCAGCAUCUUUUCAUUUGGUCUGCGUCUCACAAAUGUUCUUCUUUGUGAUCCGAACACCUCAAACUUUGAUUCGUUUGUCCAUAACACCUUUUUCCAAUCUUCCUCUGUCCAGUGUCUGUGUUCUUUUGCCCAUCGUAAUCUUUUCUUUUUAUUGGCCAGUUUGAGAUAUGGCUUUUUCUUUGCAACUCUGCCUAGAACGUCAGCAUCCCGGAGUCGCCUCUUCACUGUUGACGUUGAGACUGGUGUUUUGCGGGUACUAUUGAAUGAAGCUGCCAGUUGAGGACCUGUGAGGCGUCUUUUCUCAAACUAGACACUCUAAUGUAUUUGUCGUCUUGCUCAGUUGUGCACCGGAGCCUCCCACUCCUCUUUCUAUUCUGGUUAGAGCCAGUUUGCGCUGUUCUGUGAAGGGAGUAGUACACAGCGUUGUACAAGAUCUUCAGUUUCUUGGCAAUUUCUCGCAUGGAAUAGCCUUAAUUUCUCAGAACAAGAAUAGACUGACGAGUUUCAGAAGAAAGUUAUUUGUUUCUGGCCAUUUUGAGCCUGUAAUGGAACCCACAAUUGCUGAUGGUCCAGAUACUCAACUAGUCUCAAGAAGGCCAGAUUUUAUUGCUUAUUUAAUCAGCACAACAGUUUUCAGCUUUGCUAACAUAAUUGCAAAAGGGUUUUUCUAAUGAUCAAUUAGCCUUUUAAAAUGAUAACCUUGGAUUAGCAAACACAACGUGCCAUUGGAACACAGGACUGAUGGUUGCUGAUAAUGGGCCUCUGUACGCCUAUGUAGAUAUUCCAUAAAAAAUCUGCUGUUUUCAGCUACAAUAGCCAUUUACAACAUUAACAAUGUCUACACUGUAUUUCUGAUCAAUUUGAUGUUAUUUUAAUGGACAAAACUUUUGAACGGUUGUGUAUAUUUCUCAGCACCCCUACUUCCCGUAGAUGUGAAUUCUCUGGUAGCAUAUUCCUACCUAACAAAAAAAAACCCUUUGGGCGGCAGGUAGCUUAAUGGUUAAGAGCGCAGUGCCAGUAAUCGAAAGGUCGCUGGUUCUAAUCCCCGAGCCGACUAGGUGAAAAAUCUGUCGAUGUGCCCUUGAGCAAGGCACUUAACCGUAAUUGCUCCUGUAAGUCGCUCUGGAUAAGAGCGUCUGCUAAAUGACUAAAACAAACAAAACAUAACAAGUUUAAAUUGAGAGCCUGUGAAAAGGUCUGUGAGAGGGUUUUGUGUAUGAAUGAAAAGUAAUGUAUUAUUUUUACAGAAUAGUGUAGGUUAACAGGAUGAAUAAACCAAUAUCACAAUAUGCCUUGCUCAUAUUGAUAUAAAACAAUCACGGGCUCCCGAGUGGUGCAGCGGUCUAAGACACUGCAUCUCAGUGGUUGAGGCGUCACUACAGAACCCCUGGUUCGAUUCCAGGCUGUAUCACAACCGGCCGUGAUUGGGAGUCCCAUAGGGCGGCGCAUAAUUGGCCCAGCGUCGUCCGGGUUUGGCCGGUGUAGGCCGUCAUUGUAAAUAAGAAUUUGUUCUUAACUGACUUGCCUAGUUAAAGGUUAAAUAAAAAAUCAAUAUUGAAUUAUCAAUAUUGUUACCCACCACUAAUAAUUACAUACUGUAUUUAUGAAUAUAUAUAUUUCAUUUAUCUAUAAAAUGUAUCUAUAAUUCAAUUUACAUGUAUAUAUUUAAUAAUAUAAUUAUAGUUAUGUGUUGUGUUGUGUGUAGUAUGUUAAAUGUAAUAAUGUUAUAUUUAAUAAUAUAAUUAUAGUUAUGUGUUGUGUUGUGUGUAGUAUGUUAAAUGUAAUAAUGUUAUAAAUAAUUAAUAUAUUAAAAUAUAGUUUUAUGCGUAUUCUACCUGUAUCUCUGUAUAGAUGUACAACAUGUUUCCCAGGUUGGGCCCGUGGAUAACGAACCUGACGCGUCUGAAGAAAAAUGUUGCUGAUACGAAGAUGGAGGUGACAGAGCUGGUGAGAGGCCUGAAGGAGACUCUGAACCCUGAGAUGUGUAGAGGCUUUGUGGACUCGUUCCUCGCCCGAAAGCAGACCCUGGAGGUAUGAAGAGUUCAUGCAGAAUCUGCAUCUCAUGCAUACAUAAUAAAGUGUUGCAUCAAUAUUGCUCAGUAUAACUAUACAGAAUAUAAUUAAGCAAGUCCCAAGGGGGUGUGGUAUAUGGCCAAUUUACCACAGCUAAGGGCUGUUCUUAGGCGCAGUGCCUGGAUACAGCCCUUAGCUGUGGUAUAUUGGCCAUAUACCACAACCCCAUAGGUGCCUUGUUGGUAUUAUAAACUGGUUACUAACAUAAUUAGAAUGGUAAACUAGUGAUUUUGCAUCAUACCGGCCAAUCAUCAUCCAGGACCCAAAGUACCCAGUUUAUAAUACUCAUUAUGCCAUCCUGUGGUGCACUUGGAUACUGCAGCAGAACACAACUAACUUGAGUUGUCCACCAGGAACAUACCAAUGGGCACAGACGUCAAUUCAACGUGUAUUCGACAUUGGUUCAACGUAAUUUCAUUGAAAUCCAGUGUGUGACCAGUAUGCAUAUGACUGAAUGCCAGAUGAGGGAGGAUAGAAGUAGAGUUUUUUCCUUAUCAGUAGAAUUUCAUGUAAACUCACACAGACUCAAACACGAAAACAUUUCCUGCUUUAAAAGAAUGUGUAGAUUAUCUGUGAAUGACUUACAACAGCUCCUUAAGUAACUGUUGUACAUAAUUCAUAUGUCAUCUGCGGGUCUCUAUCUGUUAGGAAUCUGGCAAUAUGGAUUCUUUCUACCAUGACAACAACCUGGUAUUUAGUGUUGCUAGCCUGUUUUCUGCUGGUACCGACACCACCGGGACAACCCUGCGCUGGGGUCUGCUGCUAAUGGCCAAGUACCCUCACAUACAGGGUAAGGAUUUAUAUAAACACACACACCACAGGAGGCUGCCGAGGGUAGUACGGCUCAUAAUAAUGACUGGAAUGAAAUUAAUGUAAUAGUCUUUUUUAAAAUCUUUUUUUGAUUUCUCAGACGCUCUUAUCCAGAGCGAUUUACAGGAGCAAUUACGGUUAAAUGCCUUGCUCAAGGGCAUAUCAACAGUUUUUUUCACCUAGUUGGCUCGGGGAUUCAAACCAGUGACCUUUCGGUUACUGGCCAAGUGCUCUUAACCGCUAAUCUACCUGCCGCCCAUGCAUGUGUUUGAUACCAUUCCAUUUGUUCCGUUCCAGCCAUUACUAUGAGCCCGUCCUCCCCAAUUAAGGUGCCAGUGACCGCCUGUGAUGCACGAACGCACAAACACACACAGAGAGACAAAACACUAAAGCACUCAUGGUGUUACAAGUUCUAAACAUUGACAAAGGGCUGACUUGAAGCAGAGGUUAUGAAACUAGAUUAAGAUGGUUGGGUUAAUAAAGGUUAAACAUUAACUAAGGUUUCUAAGUUUCAAUGCAGUAACUCCAACCCCUCCCUCCUUUCUGUCUCAGAUUGAACCACAUACCAGGUUAAUUAUCAUUCAGAUUAACCUUUCACCUCUGGGUUAGAGUAACAGUGGCACUUUUCCUGUCUUUUUUCAAGACCGGGUCCAGGAGGAGAUCAGCAGGGUUAUAGGAAGUCGUCAGCCCUUGGUAGAGGACAGGAAGAACCUGCCCUACACUGAUGCAGUGAUCCAUGAGAUCCAGAGACUGGCCAAUAUUGUACCCAUGUCCAUCCCUCACACCACCAGCCGAGACGUCACCUUCCAGGGAUAUUUCAUCAAGAAGGUCAGAUACCUGACUUUCCAAAAUAGUUCUUUUUUGUAUUUUUUUUAGUUGUCCUGAAAUGAUUGCAAUCCACUCCUUUUGAGUGUGCACUUUAUUUAUUAAACAAAGUUUCAUCACUCAUCACUUUUAUAUAUAUAACGGAGUCCUACGCUUCACUCUCACUGCAGGGGACGUCUGUGAUUCCUUUAUUGACGUCCGUCCUACAUGACGAUAGCGAAUGGGAGAGCCCCCACUGCUUUAACCCCUCCCACUUUCUGGAUGAGCAGGGACGAUUCGUCAAGAGGGACGCCUUCAUGGCCUUUUCUGCAGGUAUAUUAACUUAAUUAUUUAGCUAAUUACUUCAUUGCAAGAAGUAGAGAAAUUGUGGUAGCCUUUUGGACAGACUUCAUGCUAUUUUCUAUAUCUUUGGUCUCUCUCGCAGGUCGUAGGGUGUGUCUGGGGGAGGGUCUGGCCAGGAUGGAGCUCUUCCUCUUCUUCACCUCCCUCCUGCAGCACUUUAGUUUCUCUCCUCCUCCUGGAGUAACAGAGGAUGAUCUGGACCUCACACCAUCCGUGGGGUUCACCCUCAACCCUUCACCUCACCAGCUCUGUGCUGUGAGCCGGGUCUGAGAAGCAGUGGCGAUUUUAACAUAAAAUA
This is a messenger RNA of Coregonus sp. 'balchen', 10041 nucleotides long. The record is from the annotation of a GenBank genome assembly. Lineage: Eukaryota; Metazoa; Chordata; Actinopteri; Salmoniformes; Salmonidae.